Lemur catta (Ring-tailed lemur) is the source of this 2332-nucleotide messenger RNA. It is a transcript of the gene TTC24, whose product is annotated as tetratricopeptide repeat domain 24. The record is from RefSeq and is a predicted model, not a curated record. The transcript is spliced from 10 exons. Gene Ontology annotation, molecular function: protein binding. Lineage: Eukaryota; Metazoa; Chordata; Mammalia; Primates; Lemuridae. Bases 1 to 1752 code for a protein of 583 amino acids.
AUGUCUUCCCCCAACCCUGAGGAUAUCUUCCCCCAGGAGCCUGAGCCUGAGCCCUCAAGCUCCAAGAAGAAAAAGAAGAAAAGAAAGUGGCUGCAGCCAGAGGCCAGCAUCCAAGCCCUCACCAGGGCUGGCCAUGGGGCCCUACAGGCCGGCCGGAACCAUGAGGCCUUGACCAGCUUCCAGAGGGCAUUCCUUUUGGCCUCCAAGACCCCGCAGACCACGGACAGCCCUGUGCUCCAGGCAUGUGCCUUCAACCUAGGAGCUGCCUAUGUGGAGACUGGGGACCCAGCCAGAGGCCUUGAGCUGCUCCUGCGAGCCCAGCCUGAAGAAAAGGCACAGGGCAGGUGUCACGGUGACCAGUGUUUCAAUGUGGCUUUAGCCUACCAUGCCCUCGGUGACCUGCCUCAAGCUUUGGCCUGGUACCACAGGGCCCUGAGCCACUACCAGCCACAGGGUGGCCAGGGGGAAGCCCAGGCAAAAAUGGGAGCCUGCUACCAGGCUCUGGGACAGCCUGAGCUAGCAGCCCACUGCCUGCAGGAAGCAAGCUGGGCCUAUGCCCAAGCAAGGCAGCCCCGGGCUGCAGCCCUAGCAUUGGGGGCUGCGGCGGGGUGUAUGCUGAAGAGCGGGCGGCAUGGGGUAGGUGAAGUUGUGCAGGUGCUGGAGGAGAGCCGUAGGCUUGCUGAGAGGAGCACUGAGCAGGGACUGCUGGGGCACCUCUAUAAUGACCUAGGCCUGGGCUACUCUCAGCUCCAGCUGUUCCCACUGGCCGUGGAGGCCUUCCUGCAGGCCUUGCCCCUGUGUCAGGGGCUAGGAGAGCAAGCCACAGUGCUAAGAAACCUCGGGAUGGCCCACAAUGCGCUCGGCAACUAUCAGGAAGCUCGGGAGUUUCACCAGAAGGCUGCUGACCUACAUGGCUCCGUGGGGCAGCGGUGGGAGCAGGGCCGGAGCUUUGGCAGCCUGGCAUUUGCAUUGAGCCAGCUGGAGGACCACAAGGCUGCCAGAGACAACUACCUGCAUGCCCUGCAAGCUGCGCGGGACACUGGGGACAUGAAGGGGCAAUGGCAGGCCUGUGAGGGGCUGGGGGCUGCUGCAGCCAGACUGGGGCAGUAUGACCAGGCCUUGAAGUACUAUAAGGAAGCACUGGCCCAGUGUCAGAAGGAGCCAGAUUCUGUGCGAGAACGGCUGGUGGCCAAGCUGGCAGAUGCCAUGAGGACCCACUUGGGCCAGGUGGGGCUCGUCCAGGCUCACACCCUGACCUCGGCUCUAGGAAGGCCCCAGGCUCCAGGCAGGGUCUGCCGCGCGGCGGGGACCCCGGCCAGGGUUCGAGGCAGCACCGCAGAAGCACCACGCCGGUCUUCCGGUGGGUGGGAAGUCGAAGAGCUUGAGGCGAGCCACCAAGAGAAAAAAGAGGAGGGGUCGGCGAAUGUUCGCGAGACUUCUGGGCCUGGGAGAAUGCCCCUGUGUUUCCUUCCAGGCACAGUGAAUCAUUCCCACCAUCUAGCUUCUAGUUGGCCCAUGUUUACCAAGCACCUGUCUUGUAAAGGAACAGUUCUUUACACACCCUCUGUGUACAGUCCAGGACCCAUGGCCCAUCUUCCAUUUGGAGGUCCAGGCUGUCCCAGAGUGGAGUACCCUAGCAUCCUGGUACCCAAUGGCUCCCAAGCCAAUAGGUCACCCAAAUGGCACAGGGAAACCCUCAGCAGGAGCCCCCAGAGGAAACCCACAGAAUCUAGCUUCUGCACAGUCAUGUGACCUCCCCCCUGCUGGCCAUAGCCCUCACCUCUGUGGAACCUGCCCCAAUACACACACUCUAGGGGUUUCAGGGACUGAGCCUUUUCCCAGUUGUCCAACCCUGUAUGGACAGGGAACACAACAUAGUCAGCCAGUGGUUUCCUGAGGAGGCUGGUCAAGGGCUUUGCAGUCUCACCUCUGAGAGGUUCUGUUUGCUCCUCACUGGGAUUUUUGGACUUAAUAGGUAUUAAAAAAAAAAAAGGCAAAAUGGACGGUGAAUUUCACUUUUUUCCUGGAUCCAAACCUCAUGAUUGCUAAAGCCCUUGCAGUUCUAAAAACUAUGACUUCUUGGUCAAGUGGCUUUGGAGUCACUGACUCUCAGUCCUCCAUUUUUCCAUAUGAUAUAGUAAUAAUACUACAGAAGAUACAUCUUACUCAAUCGAGGCACCCACUUCCUCCAGGAAAGAUACGGGAUGCUGGGCACAGGCUCUUGCCUACAGCCUGUAGGACAGCUGCUGCUCACAGCCCAGCAACACUGAUAUUAUGUAACAUUUAUUGAGCACUUAGCACAUGCUCCACACUAUUCUAAGUGCUUCACAAG